Thlaspi arvense is the source of this 1794-nucleotide messenger RNA. NCBI's taxonomy places the organism in Eukaryota, Viridiplantae, Streptophyta, Magnoliopsida, Brassicales, Brassicaceae. The record is from the annotation of a GenBank genome assembly.
CUACAACAAGCAUAUAUAAACCUUCAUCCUCUCAUCUCGCUUUACUCUUACAUCAAGUCAAAAGGCAUCAUCUCUUUCACGUGUCUCUGUUCUUCACAAGAGAAUCCAUGAGUAUCCAUCUCCUUCUUUAGCAACCCAAUCGAUGGAGAGAUCCAAUCUAUUACCAUCUGACGCAGGAGACAAAAGUGUUCACGAUGAUGCGAUCAAUACUGAUGAUCGAAUCAGCAAACUCUCAAACGAUCUAUUGCUUAAGAUCAUAUCUCGACUGUCCAUUAAAGAAGCCAUUACGACAGGUUCUCUAUCAAGCCGAUGGGAACAUGUGUGGAAGAAGAUGUCUCAUCUCUUCUUGGACAUGCGAGGGUUCUCCAAAAUAGGAAGUCUUCUUACCAAUGUUACAGACCAUCAUGCCGCUAGAUCGAUGACCAAGGUUAUAAACGAUCACCGUGGCCAUUUGGAAAGAUGCACAAUCUAUUAUUACCCAUUCCAAUGUACAAACGCGAUGGUCGAGGCUUGGAUUCGAUCAUUGAUUCAUGUGAAACACGUUAAGCAUCUCACACUUGUAAACUUUAUCUUCUCAUUAAGACCGCCCAAGAAACCCAUCACUCUCGACUUGCCCUCAGAAACAUUUUCCCAUCCAAACCUCCAAACACUCAUCUUAGGCCGGUUUAACUUCGAAACUCCUCAUGCUUUCAACAACUGCGGGAAUCUAAAGACUCUAACACUCGCAGGCAUAUUCGCCCAGAUUGGAGUCUUGAACGUAGUCCUAGUGUCUUGCCCUUCUCUCGAGGUGCUUGUGGCAAAUGUCCAUAGCCACAAAGGAAGUGGUCUUCUGAAAAUUGACAACCGCAACUUAAGGUUCUUGUAUUUAUCCUGUUAUCAAGUUGAUGGCAUUCAUGUGUCUUCACCAAAUCUGGACGUCCUCAUCAUCGAGUCUCUCUCGUGUGAGAUAGAGAACUUCAUCAUUGUGAAUCCUAGAUUCCAGUUUCACAGAAACUAUCGGGCUACAGGAAGGUUUUAUCCUCACACCAGCUAUAUUAUACCUUGCCCCCAUCAGGAGAAAAAAAGCAUUGGACAUGAAUUCAUGAUGAGUGGAUCUCGUCACUUUGUGAAAAAUUCUGAGGCGAUGUCGGUCAGUGUAGACUUGACAAAUACAAAAGAAGUCGAGAUGCUACAAGAAAUCUUAGUUUCAUGGCCUGGAAAAAUGGAAGAACUUGAGAUCUUAUCCAAGAAAAGCAAUGCUCCGAGGAAAGAAGUUGAGAGUUCUAGUAGAAGAACACAGAAGACGUUUUGGGAAGAGAUAAAACCGUUUCCUGACGCUUACUUCAGUGUAUCUAUUCUAUGGCUGUCUAACUUUAGCGGUUCAAAAGAAGAGUUUGCGUUAGCCUCGCGUUUGAUAACGCAAGGGACGGUGAUCAAGACCAUGAUAAUCAAACCACAUUCUUCGUUUUCUACAAGCAACAAGUUGGAGAUAGAGGAGGCUGUGGCCAAGCUAAAUGAUCUUCCAAAAGGUCACACAGAGCUUGAUAUCGUAAUGGUGUGAUAAAUUUGGUUUGAAUCCGACUAAUUCGUGAUAGAAAGAGAAAAAACCCUUUACAAUCGUAGUAUUGCAUUUGUUUUGAUGUUUCAGACAUUUGGAAAUUUGUAUGGUUUCAAGUAUUGCAUUUGUUUGAUGUUAUAGACAUUUGGAAAUUGUAUGGUUUUCAAGUAUUGCAUUUGUUUUGAUGUUUCAGACAUUUAGGAUCUACUUAAUUUGUAUUAGUUUUAAUAUUAUCUGAAUGUCUUGUUGAGUUAAUA